This is a messenger RNA of Chrysoperla carnea, 1477 nucleotides long. RefSeq names its product U3 small nucleolar RNA-interacting protein 2 (gene U3-55K). The coding region runs from base 107 to 1477 and encodes 456 amino acids. The transcript is spliced from 6 exons. NCBI's taxonomy places the organism in Eukaryota, Metazoa, Arthropoda, Insecta, Neuroptera, Chrysopidae. The record is from RefSeq and is a predicted model, not a curated record. Gene Ontology annotation, molecular function: snoRNA binding; protein binding. Gene Ontology annotation, cellular component: small-subunit processome.
UGUAUUAAACAUGUAUAUUUGUAAAAUAAUAAAAAUUUCAUUUAAUUUCAAAUAAAAUUGUACAGAUAAUUUAUUUUUGAAUAUAUCAAACAGCAAAUCUUCAAUAAUGUCAUUUUUUAUUCGUGAAGGACAAAACAAGAAACUAAGUGGAAUUAAAAGAAAAUUUUCAGAUAAAAAGAGUACCAAAAAAUUUAAGAAACAACCAGAAAAUGAAGAAAUAUCAUCCGAUUCAGAUUUUGAAUCGGAUCAAAACAAUUUAAACGAUGCCGAAGAAAGUUCUGAAGAUGAAAAUUUAACAACACAAGAACGACGUUUAAAAUUAGCCAAAGUAUAUUUAGAAGAAAUAAAACGACAAGAAGAAAAACGUGCUGAAGAAAAAGAAUUUCAUGAAUCGAAUGUGUCACAACGUUUAAAAGAUGAUUUAUUGGAGCAAACGGGACGACUGCAUAAAAAUAUCGCGGAUACGAUUGAUCGUGUUGAUGUUGAAAGUAUUCAUCGAUGGAAAACAAAAUGUAAUCGAGAUGCGGUUACGUGUAUUGUUUUAUCGAAGGACAAUGACACGUUGUAUUCGGCGACGAAGAGUGGUGUGAUUACCAUGUAUUCGUUAAAAACCAAACAGAAAACACACUCAUUACCUUUUAAAAAGGUUAAGGAACCUCAAGAAAAAUUACAUAUACGGGAUUUAUCGAUAUCGUUCGAUAAUAAAUUUUUGGCAGUGGCGCAGGGUAAAAAUAUAAUAAUUCGCGAUGGGAAAUCAUUAAAUGAAGUACACAUCUUUAAAGGACAUUCAACUGACGUCACAGGCGUUGUAUUUCGACAAGAUAGUCAUCAAUUAUUUUCUUGUAGUAACGAUCGAUCUGUAAAAGUAUGGUCCUGUGAUCAAAUGAGCUACAUUGAAACUUUGUUUGGCCAUCAAAGUGGUAUAACGUCUAUCGAUGCGUUAUUUCGAGAACGUGCCAUUACGUCCGGUGGAUACGAUUGUACAUUACGCGUAUGGAAAAUUCCAGAGGAUUCACAAUUAAUAUACAAUGGACAUUCGGGGAGUAUCGACUGUGUGAAAUUAAUCAAUGAACAAACUUUUGUAUCGGGAGGAAAUGAUGGCUCCUUACAUGUUUGGGGCAGCAUGAAAAAGAAACCGCUCUGUACGAUUAAAAAUGCACAUGGUAUCGAUUCAACCAACGAUUUACCCAAUUGGAUCGUUUGUAUAGCUGCGUUACUCAAUUCGGAUUUAGUUGCAUCAGGAUCAUACGACGGUUUUAUUAGAUUAUGGAAAGUCACUGAUUCAUUUCGAAACAUGAAACAAAUUUUGGAAAUUCCAGUCAACGGAUUUGUGAAUCAAAUGAUGUUCUCUCAAAAUGGUGAUUAUUUAAUAGCCGCCAUCGGCCGAGAACAUCGUAGCGGUCGGUGGUGGAACAAAACGGACGCUGUUAAUUCUGUAAUUAUAAUUCCUUUAGUUAAAAAAAAUAAAAAAAAUUAA